Moneuplotes crassus is the source of this 586-nucleotide messenger RNA. NCBI's taxonomy places the organism in Eukaryota, Ciliophora, Spirotrichea, Euplotida, Euplotidae. The record is from the annotation of a GenBank genome assembly.
CAAGAGCCAUGAAAGCUAAGGAAAAGGCCACUGCCAAAUCUGAGACUAGAGUAGCUGAUAUUCCAAAGAUUGGAAGCCAAAUAAUCUCAAAGGCUAUUGACAAGAGCAGAUUCCAGCUUGGUCAUCACAAGAUUGUUGAGAGCAAAGACGUUGAGAGCAAGAGGGAUCUGCACAGUGUCCUCUUCAAUGGCAAGCAGAAUCGUCAGAAGAAACAGUUCGGAAUGAAGAGAGGAAGAGACAACAUCAAGCACCACUUCAGAAAUAAGUGUCUCAUGUAAAAUCUUUUUGCUCUAACAUAUUUCUAAAAAAUCUUUCAAGUUUGGACUCUGUUCACCGAAAUUAGUGAUCAACGUUCACUAGGUUUUACCUGUAUCUUUUUGGCUUAGGAAUUUCUGGAUUAACCUAAGCAACCAUAUCUAAGGAGGAUCUCUUGGGCUGGUGGGGUAGCGACACUUUUCAAGUUUUUAGGUGAAUUCUCUCUCCAUAUCUACCUCUGAAUAUCCAACGGAUCAAGAUUCAGUUUAAUGGGAAAUGAAUGGCCAAUUUAGCCAACUUGGAUUUGAAAUUUCUCUAGAUCCUGUAUCUU